AGUUCCAUUCGGCUAAGUUUGCAGGAUAGCGGUGUCUGCAGUCGUUGGUCUUGCGGGUGUGGUAGUGUGUUAGUCGGUUAAGGCGACAGGAAGUGAUUCUUUCAAGUACCAUGCUAACGGUCAUAAUUGCUGCGGCUGUUCUUCAGGCGCACCUUGGAUACUGCCAGAACGUCAACCAGGAUGACAGCGACAUGUACAUGGAAGAAAACAGACCUCUCGCAGAUUACACACAGGAUUACCAACCACAAGCGAAUUUCUAUCCCUCAUUUCCACCAUACGAGAACCCUCCUUCAGGACACUCCAGACCCUUCUACCAGCAGCAAGAAGGUGCUUACAGUCAUCGUCCUCAAGGCUCCUACCAACAAAGAUUCGACUAUGAUACCGCCAAAUACACAGGAUACAAAGAUGAACCAAGCGAAUCAUCCUCAGAGAAUUUGGACAUCUUGGGAUCAGGCAAUUUUGGCGUGAUCAAGGGAGGGACCUUCUAUCCCGGAAAUGAAGCAGCCGAAAGCUCUAAUUACGAAGAAGAAUAUUCUCCUUAUUAUCAGAAUGGUCAUGGAAGACCAUCUUCCUUCUACUACAACCAGAAUCCAAGGCCUUACCAACACGAGCAGUUCGCAAACUUCAGAGAUUUCGCAGAUAUUAACACUCCUUCUUACAGUCAAUACAUCGUGGUUUACGCCAACAAGAAUGGCACUUCAGAGGCUCCUACACCUAAGAAAAGGCCUAAUAACAUUUUCGAAAGCCUCGCACAAUUAGAUAUGUCAGAUGAGAAUGAGGAAACCACAACGGUACCACCUAAAAAAUUAUCAAAAUUCAAGAGGAAAUUAGCCCUUCUUCUAAAAGAGAAGAAGGUUAAAACUAAGACUGAAGGAAAAUCUCAAGGAGAUAGUGCUGAACCUCUGUUAGCUUUAAGUUAGAAGAACACCACGACUACUUUUAAUGAAUGUACCUGAGCGAGGCUUCUGUCAACAGGCUUAGGCUGGAUUUCAGCCCGAGUAUCGUUUCUAAAAGACGCAUGUUUUGAGGCGUAGUUUUCAGACACUGAUUUAGUUUUCCCUGAAGGAAAACAGUGAAAAUUGAGCUGUAUACGACUUAUAAAUUUUUUUAUGAGUAUUGGAUAUAACAGAUUAUCGUAAACUAUUACUAAGUAGAUAUAACUAUCGAAUACUGACAGAUUUCUUUAUGGAAUAAAAAGAAAGAAAGAUAUUCAAAGCUUCGAAGUGGAAUUCACUUUAAAAUUUUAAUUCAUCAUUUUGAGUUGAUAGAAAACUUUAUAUCUGGGAAAUAAGAUGAAGACAAGAAAGAUUGAUUAAUUUUUACAGUCAAGAUUUAAUGAUAUAUUGAAAAUAAAUUAUAUUUUGAUCAA
Messenger RNA from Harmonia axyridis, 1369 nucleotides. RefSeq lists its product as uncharacterized. Bases 111 to 920 code for a protein of 269 amino acids. Lineage: Eukaryota; Metazoa; Arthropoda; Insecta; Coleoptera; Coccinellidae. The transcript is spliced from 2 exons. The record is from RefSeq and is a predicted model, not a curated record.